Molecule: messenger RNA, 729 nt
Organism: Strongylus vulgaris
Lineage: Eukaryota; Metazoa; Nematoda; Chromadorea; Rhabditida; Strongylidae
Source: the annotation of a GenBank genome assembly
UUGCAGAAUGUCGAUCAGAAGCGAGAUCUUGGCUGUAAACUACUUAAUGACGGCAACGAAUUUACACUACGCGUCAGUAAUGUUGUACGAACUGACGCUGGAAAAUAUUCUCUGACUGCGGUGAAUGUUGCCGGUGAAACGACCGCCAGUAUAGAGCUGGCAGUAACUGAACCUACCAGCUCUUCAACGAUGGGACCAAGCUUUAUACAUGCUCCAGUAUCUGUACAAACUCGACUAGGACAACGUGUGGAGCUACUAGCUCGUUUCACCGGACAACCGGCACCCGUGUGUCGCUGGUUUAAAGGUGACGUCGGGUUGGAGGAUGGUGAGCAUUUCAAGCAUUUUCACUUGAGUUGUCCGUUUUCUUUUCGAUUUAACCAUACUUGGCAAACGCAAUUCUUAGGCGUUGGCGGUUAUGCAAUCGCUGACAGCUCGGACAGCUCGACGUUGUCGAUCUUAUACCUCGAAAAUGAACAUGUUGGAGAAUACCUAUGCACUAUACGUAACCCUUACGGUGAAGAUCUCGCCACUGCUAUGAUCAUGAUUGAAGCUGUGCUUGGUUCCAUUGCCGGUGGCAUCCGAAGUUUUGCAUUGGCUGGAAAUUUUAAGGCGGAAAGCAAAUUUAUUCACCUCAAGCUACGUGUAUCGUGUUGUCUUUGUCAUAAUCUCUUGCAAGAUGGAGGCUCAUCUAUUGCGCUACCGCAACGUCGAUCGAGUCGUAAAUACUAA